AUGACCGCGACGAGUCGUUGCUUGUUGCAAGCAAGGGCGCGACAUGGCAGCUUCGUCGAAAGCCAUCGAUUCGUAUGUGCAUGUGGUUCCUCCUCCUCAUCGUCAAAGGGCAACCACAGAGGAGUGAGGCAGAACGUCUACACUCUGCAGAAUGCAACUAGAAAUCUUAGCAGUUCUUGUUUCAGGCCACUUGCAGAUUAUACUUCCACCAAAACGUGCGGCGCGAGCGCGACAAAAACGACGCGGAGAUGGACCUCUUAUAGCAGUUCCUGUGCUGAAACAGCUUCAUCUACGUCACGCGACGAAGCAAUAAGAGGGGAACAAAGUCGUGCCAAUUUAUGAAACGAACAUCUGUUAUCAUUAUCAAGUUUCUUAAGUAGAAAAGUGUGAUAAUGAUCAUAGAUUUUGGCUUCAUACAAUAACCAAAAGACAGGUGCAGCAGAUGAAGAGGGCUCGCAUCCCUCGUCUAGGGUAUGGGCAAACGCUGGAGGAGCAUCUGCUGCAGGUGUCUUGGGGCUAGGAGCACUCAUCAUAGGUGGUGGCAGCGUCUUUGCCGCGGAGACUGACGAUGCAGAUGCCAUCGCAUCUGGUGCGAAAAUUUUGCCCUACGAUCCUGAUGGACAGAGGUACUGCCGAUUUAGAUCUUCCGCAUUCGCAUAUGAUGUGUUGCUAGAAUGAAAGGCGGUCGUUACGAUACUCUUAUUCGCAUAAAUAUUAUGUGUUGCUAGUAGAAGAAAGAGCGUUACGAUCUUCACCUUCAUGGAACAUACGGAAUAGGAAUUUCAACCAGUUGUAUUUUUCUUACGAUGAUCAUUCUUACUGGACCACGUUGAGCUUGAGGAUGAGUGCUCACUUCUGUCAUAUGAGUAGAACACGAUUUUUUCUUGUUCGAGUUGACGUUCCUCUUGGUUUCCUUACAUUUCUUACAUUACCUAACAGUGCUUACACUCUUAGGAUUUCUGUAAUUUUUCAGCUUUCCUUCUUAUUUUCUUCGAAACGGUCGUCUUGCAUGCUUAUUCAAAUUUGUCUUCAGGUACGGUCCAUCCUACGCUGGACGGGUCCGCGCGAUCCGUGAAAUGAUAGAACCAAGUAUGCUGCUGACAUCAGAAGCGGAACUGGGACGGGCCCUAGCGUUGUUGAGCACAUGGAAGCGCGGACGAAUCUACACCGACGAAGAGAACACUGCUUUUUGGGAAGCGCAGAAAAUCGUCAAAUCCAUGGUCCACCCUGUCACAGAGGAAGUGAUGUUUCUACCGGGAAGGUAUAAGUUUUGGAUGCUCGUCAAAAUCAUGUACUCAGAAUUCAAUAAUUUUCUUCGCCUUUGAGUUUGAGAUGAAGAUACUUUAUAUAUAAUUCGAGAUUUAGAUCAGAUGAGUGGUCCCUCGAGAUUUCAUCUUUAUACUACCUCUGCAGUAUUUUAGAUGAUCGUGAUCUUCACAUCGCCUCAUCUGACACAUCAGAAUGGCGGCUUUUAUACCGGUGAAUACCCCGACGGCACUGGGAAUGUUGCUGCACGGACCGACCUCACCCGCUGCAGGGGCUUUCUGGCAGUUCAUGAAUCAGGCAGGAAAUUUCAUGACCAACUAUGUCAAUCGAUCCGGUGCUAGUGUCGACGCAACUAACCUCGCAAUAUUUAUGAAAAUCAAUUGUUACUAGAAUAGAACUAGAAGAUCGUUACAACGGUAGUCACGAAGGGCCAUAUGAUCAGGGGCAUUCACACGUAGAAGAUCGUUAUCGUACUGAUGACGAUAUGGAAGGGGCAUUACUAACUGUAUGCAUAGUUUCGAACUCCUCGUCUAAUUCAGCAUUUGCGUCUGCUUGCUUUGCGGGAGUGACUGUAGCACUAGGCAUGGGUCGGCUAGUGGCCACCUAUCCAGUCCUUCAAUCCCUAGGUUUGUUUGUUCCGUACGUUGCAGUGUGCAGCGCCAGCACGGCAAACAUGUUCCUCUUAUGGCAAUAUUUCGACUCGUAGGAGUAAAUAGCUGGUUUAUUUUUUUUAUAGAAUUUUCGUGCUAGUGUUUCGUCGCAGAAAAGAAAAUUCUCCAGAAGAGAAGUAACCGACCGGAAGCAUACGGCUACGCUUGUAAAACAGCAGGGAUACAAUUCCAUUCAUCUUAUCUUCACCGUAUUCAAUGCUACUUCGUUAUCAAGUUGAAAAUCAGACACAGACAAGAAGUUUCUUGCUGCAGGAGGGAAGCAGGCAGACGUUCUAAUCCUCACGCGAAGAGAGGAGUGGACGAAUGGAAUCCCGGUCUGCGAUAAGGAUGGGCGGGAGUUAGGAAUGUCUCCGAAAGCGGGUUUCGAAGCAGUAUGGCAAACGGUUACCACUCGAGGUUUUGUAACUCCGAUGCCCAUCUUGAUUCUCCCGCCGAUCAUCAUUAUGGGCCUGCGAACUCUCGUCCGGAACAAGAGGCUACUGCAGGUACUAGUAUGCUUACAGAACCCAGAGAGUAAAAGUUUGUACGAGAUACUGUUGGCCCUGGCGUCCACCUGCAACUUAAGACUUUUAUAUGUACAGGUUGUUUAUUCUCAUCCACAGAAGCAUCCUGGAGAUCAUCUGUGAUACAAAUAACAUCACGCAAACUCACCUAGCCGUUGACUGAUGCAAUACUUACUAAAUUCAAAAUUUGCUUUUAUUUUCGUAUUUUUCAGUUCGCGGAGGUUAGCACUGUCGUUGGAUGCAUGUACUACUUUCUGCCGUUCACUCUCGCGCUCCAACCGCAGAAGAUGACAUUGAAGCCCGAAUUUCUUGAAGAAAGAUUUCAAAAUCUGAAGGACAAGCAGGGAAAACCGGUCGUUGAGAUUUUCGCUAACAAAGGAUUGUAAUCGUAGUUGUCAGUGUUAAGGAGCAUCCUCGCUGUUCGGGUUUUGUAUCUUUCUCGUUUCCGAGGGUCGUAUCAAUAUCAUGAAAGUGUUAAUUUUUCAGAACCAUGUAGUUGAUGUUGUUGUACUCGAUGUUGGAUUUAUAAAUUAUACGAGCAGUAUGAUUCAUGUUCAUCCCAUUUGUACCCGCCCCCUUCCGCGCACAUACACAAAAAAGCAUACGCUGAAAUACUGAUCGAUCAUCCACGCAAACUGUAAACGCCUACAAAACACGAGUAUAAUUAAUUGAUGUAAUGAACACGUUGCAUUCUUGUAAACCGUAAAGAUAGUAUUCUUGAACGACGCAUUCUGCAUGUAGACGCAGAGGUUUGUUAUGAUUUGUGAUGUGCCAUUGCCAAAGCCAAUAUCCGUAGAAGAUACAUCAUCCAUCGAAACACAUUGGGAAAAUAACAUUUCUUCAAGUUUUGAUUUACCGUUACCCGAAACAAUCGGGUCUACUACACAUCUCCUGGAUCAUAUUGUUUAGUGUUAGUCUCUCAUGCACUAGUGUCGGUAUCCAUAUGUACGACUAGUACGCGAGACUCAUUCCAUGCCUCCUUUCAUACGCCAUUAUCAUCCCCUUCCCCGUCAAAAAAUCUAGAAAUAACGUUAGUGCUCAAUCGGAUCGUCAGGAACUGCGGAAAAGUUUUUGGAAUUUUGAUGUUCACCUCCACGAAUUGUUCUCAAACUCAAUAAGUAGAGGCGAAGUUACCGUUUUUACAAGAGUCCAUAACUUACUUCGCGCAAUUUCAUAAUUUUUGUGAGUUUUGAAGGUUUUGUAUGAUCAUCAUGAUGUUGUCCUUCUGGUAGCUAAGCUGCGACGGAUGAGGUCUUUUGAUUGUAAACGAUUGAUUUCAAUAGCCUGAAUCCAAGGACGAUCAACCCGAUAAUUUUUCAGUUCUAGUACCUCUUUCACUUCCAGCUCCUUCCAUGGAAGAGACUGAGGUAGUAGAUAGUGUAUCUAAACUCAACGACAACGACCCCAAUUUCGCAUAUCUAUAUCACAUUUCCGUUCUCGUUUUUUCGUCUACAUUUCUCUUUCGGGUUUAUAUGGCCACAAGCAACUUCUGCAUCCAUUGGCGUAUUUGCUUAGUAUCUCUGACACUCCUUUGACAUCCGGAUCUUCGUCUUCCAUGCAUGGCGCUGUCGGUCGAGGCACCUGCAUAAUUAAACGAACAAGUGAAACAUAGGAGCAUGCUAGCGGUUGGGAGCAUCCUUCACGAAUAUCACGUUUCGGAUUCUCACAGCUGAUAACAAGGAACUGUCCUCGAUGGAAAAUGUUAAAUGAACACUUCAUGACUCUCAUCUACGAACUUUGAUCCGAGUUCUUGCAGCGACAAUUUUGAGAUCUUGUGUAAGAAAUAGCUCAUAUGAUUCAUUAACUGUACAGACGUGGGCAGGACGAACUCCUUGCAAAAAUGCUACUUACCUCCAUCUACUCGCUUCAAGGACUGUUAGACACCGCAACAGGAACUCAAAACCUUUAAUAAAACGAAGUUGUACUUCUAGAUUUAGUUGUUCUAAUUAAAUAUUGCUCCUCCAACUUUGACUAUCACAAGAAAUAAUUCUAUCAUGUCAACGCUUCAACUUCAAAAACACAUCCACCUUGAAUGAAGAUGCUGAUGAAGUAGAUGUGGUAGGCAUGUACGCAAAUUUCGUACUGAUUUUGCGAAUGCAGAUUGCAGAAUCAAUCUUGAAGACCGAUACAUUCCACUUGUAAGAUUUGAACAAUUUACGAGAGCAAACAAUUAUGCACAGACUCCAUGUGCCUCAUGUAUUUUAUUCCGAAGCAAGAGACUGAGCAGCUAGUAGACUUAAAGUCAAUGCAGGCAUAUGACCGAAACUCAAAGAUCAAGAUUGAAAGAAAAGAGUAAACUCUUAUCCAAGUGAUCGUUUGCGUUUUUCAUUAUCAUUAUCUGCAAUCUGUUUGUUGAGCAGGAAUUCUGUCCUCUGUCAAUCUGUAGCUACAUACUCACCCUCUUCCACCCGUCAUAUCUUCUUUCGUCGCCGAUUAUAAUUGUCUGUCUAUUCAAAGAGUAGUUUUUGAAUGAAGUAAGUGUAAGAUGAAGAUCACACGAAACUUGGAAAUGCAAAUUUUGACCACGAUGAUGACCAUCAUCCUCUAACGAGUUCAGAUGAACUAAAAUGAAGCCGUUGCAGAUCAACUUUGAUUGCCCAAAAAAGAUCGAGAUCUAUUGAAGAAAGUGGAG
Molecule: messenger RNA, 5072 nt
Organism: Amoebophrya sp. A25
Lineage: Eukaryota; Dinophyceae; Syndiniales; Amoebophryaceae
Source: the annotation of a GenBank genome assembly